Molecule: messenger RNA, 1527 nt
Organism: Iphiclides podalirius (scarce swallowtail)
Lineage: Eukaryota; Metazoa; Arthropoda; Insecta; Lepidoptera; Papilionidae
Source: the annotation of a GenBank genome assembly
AUGAUUGGCACAAACAGAUUAAACACUCAAAGGUUGUACCUUGAUAAAAAAGAAAAGGAGGAGAUUUACAUAGACACCUGGCCCCUUCCUCAACACCAAAUUGAUGGUAUAAGGUUCCUAUUUAAGCAAUUUAAAAAGAAAAAGCCAGGUGUGAUACUAAAUAAUCCAGAAGGUUAUGGGAAAACCGUGCAAGUGGCAUUGUUCCUGAAUGCUGUUAGUAAGCUACUCAAACACCCUGUGCUUAUUCUUUGCAAGGACGAUAAUGAGAUUGACAGCUGGAUUCAAACUCUUAAAAUUUGGACUAAAUUCACACUAGACGACAUCGCGUUCGAGACCGUGAACGUUUACGAGAGGAAGCGGAUAUUCCUCAAAAAGGCGACGGACCUCGCGCUGUACGGCCGCCGCGACUGGGCCGUGGUGGUGGUGAAGAAUGACUUCGCGCCGAGGGAGCUGAUGCGGAUGAGCUUCAGCGCUGGCUUCAGGGUGUGGCUGACCACGAUCGACAUGCGGAAAGAUUUGCAAAUGCUGAAUGCGAUAUACGGCUGGAUGUACUCGGAGAAGAGAUUUCACGUUCAGAGCCUCCUCGAUUCGGAAACGCAGUGCCGGGGCCCCUUGGACAGGUUGAAGCUUCUCGACGCGUUCCUAGAAGACGUCGUCAUUAUGAGGAACGAUUUCACAACACCAUACAAGGCGAUACAAAUUGAUAUGUUGCACACCAUAUCGAAGGUAACGCGCAAGAACAAAGACGCGACCGGCACAAAGAUUAAACGCUCAAAGAAGAGGACCGAGGACGCCGAACAACCCCCAAACAAACAUAAGGACGACAAUAGCACAGUCAACUUUAGUUCCACAUCGGACGCCAUUCCCGCAGCGAAGAGUUCCGCCAACGAAUCCAGAACAGUCGACCAGAUCGCCGAGGGCACGUUUAGAAACGAAGCGAUACGCGAAAUGGACAUUGAAUCCUUCAUACGCAAUAAAGAACCAGUGACACGCAUGGUAUACGAGUUAACCAAAGCAGAAAACACCGAUGUCAACAUUCGCUUCGCCGACGCCGCGCGAGAUAUAGUCAACAUCGAAAACGAAACGCCCAAAGACAACGCAGAGACCGACUCGGAGAGCGUUCUGACCAACUUCAACGCGACUGACGAAUUCAGAGCGGCAGGCGAAGGCAAAGAGCCUGAAGAGAAAAUCGAUAAAGUAACCGCCAGCGAUAUCGAAGAGCCUGAAAUCGAUAAAGAAAUUGCCAGCGAUAUAAAUUUGAACAUCAUCAGUAAAGGCGGAGAAAAGAACGGCGACAAAGAGACUACAUUAGCACCUUUGUCAAAUCCGAAUGUCACAGAGGCGGAUAUAAUUGCUGUAGGUAUUCCGGAUAUAAGCGGUUUGGAGACGGUAAAAGAUGAAUUGGCUGUAGAGAAACCUGUGAUAGAGGAGAAAACCAUAAACAAGAGGGACAUAGAUUAUAAAAUCAACGAAAUGGAAGAGCAGGCCCUCAAGAAAUUCAAAGGCACCCUGUUGGACACACUAUUC